Messenger RNA from Trametes versicolor FP-101664 SS1, 744 nucleotides. Its product is annotated as prenylated rab acceptor PRA1. The record is from RefSeq and is a predicted model, not a curated record. Bases 41 to 535 code for a protein of 164 amino acids. The transcript has 6 exons. Gene Ontology annotation, cellular component: Golgi apparatus. Lineage: Eukaryota; Fungi; Basidiomycota; Agaricomycetes; Polyporales; Polyporaceae.
CCCGCCAAAUACCUGCGCACCCCCCUCGACACCUGCCACCAUGGAGGCCCUCAUGCGCGCGACGGAGACCAUCAAAGCCUUCCGGGAAACUCGCCUUAGCAAUAUCCGGGGCCCCGCUGAGUUCUUCGACUACAACCGCGUAUCUCGCCCCGCCGACCUCAACCAGACAACACAUCGCAUAUCCUACAACACUCGCUACUUCUCAGGAAACUACGGACUUGUCGUCGCCCUCCUCGCUGUAUAUGCCAUUGUAACGAACACCCUCCUCAUCUUCGCCGUCCUCUUCCUCGUCGGCGGCUUCGCCGCUAUCAACCGCUUCGCCCCGGACCCGAUUACGGUCGGGGAGCACGUCAUCACGCAAAAGUCGCUCUACUCUGGCCUCUUCAUCAUCGGCAUCCCCCUCCUCUGGUUCUCGUCCCCCUUCAGCACCGUCUUCUGGCUCGUCGGCGCCUCCGCCGUCCUCAUCCUCGGCCACGCCUCCAUCAUGGAGCCCGGCAUCGAGAGCGAGUACGCAACCGUCCAGGACGCCGUCUAAGCGGCGGGUAGUUUGGGAGGAAGGGGACGGGGUCGCGAGGAAGAGCGCCAUUUGGCCUCUGGGGAUAGCGCGGGUGGAUAGACUUCGUUCAGACCAUGGAGCUCUCGUUUCUUACAUAGUCGAUCUUUCGCUCGGACGCGUCUCUUCCGGCUCUAUAAUACAUGUAGCACACGACCAGACGGGACGCGAGCGUGCGCCGCGCGGGACGC